Messenger RNA from Lepisosteus oculatus (spotted gar), 651 nucleotides. Its product is annotated as gamma-glutamylcyclotransferase-like. Gene Ontology annotation, molecular function: gamma-glutamylcyclotransferase activity. The record is from RefSeq and is a predicted model, not a curated record. Lineage: Eukaryota; Metazoa; Chordata; Actinopteri; Semionotiformes; Lepisosteidae.
ACGCCCCGAUGCUGCCAAGACGCAUCUGCUGUCCGACCGCCAGCUCCAUAUAGAACAGAGGUAUUCCUUCUACCACCAGCAUUACCAGGGAUAAAGAUGGAGGAUGAGACCUUUCUGUACUUUGCUUAUGGGAGUAACUUGCUGAAGGAAAGGCUGCAGCUGAAGAACCCAUCAGCUACAAUUCACUGUGUGGCCAGACUCAAGGACUACAAGCUUGCCUUCGGGAACUUCGGAGGCCGGACUAGUGACCGCUGGCAUGGGGGAGUGGCCACCAUCGUUCAGAGCCCAGGAGAUGAAGUGUGGGUGGUGUGGAAGAUGAGUGUAGAAGACCUCCAGUCCCUAGACAGACAGGAGAAUGUGAAAAUUGGUGCUUACAGUCCAGCAGAAGUUAUGGUCUCAACAAAAGUGGAGGAAUUGACUUGCCGGACUUACAUCAUGAACAACUGUGUCUACACUCCUCCUUCACCACAGUAUCUUAAGGUUAUUGUUUUGGGUGCCGAGCAGAACAGUCUACCAUCAGAAUAUCAGCUGAAACUGAAGGCAAUAAAGACUAACAACUACGAAGGACCUCUAGAUUUAAUGUCCGAAGUUGAGAAGGCCAUGAAGAUAAAGAAUAAGCAAACCAAUAAUAAAUAACUAUUUUUUUCUAAA